AUGACCCAGACACCCUCCUUCGACAAGCCCAAAGUAGAACUGCAUGUCCACUUGGAUGGGUCGUUUAAGCUCGAAACGAUCUUAUACUAUGGCAGGAAGAGAGGGAUCCCCCUCCCUGCUAACACAGUUGAGGAGCUGAAGGACAUCAUUGGCAUGGACAAGCCACUCACCCUCCCGUGCUUCCUGGCCAAGUUCAACUACUACAUGCCUGUCAUCGCGGGCUGCCGGGAGGCCAUCAAAAGGGUCGCCUAUGAGUUCGUUGAGAUGAAAGCCAAGGAGGGCGCGGUGUACGUGGAGGUGCGUUACAGCCCGCACCUGCUGGCCAACGACAAAGUGGAGCCGAUCCCCUGGAACCAGGCGAAAGGGGACAUCAGCCCAGACGAGGUGGUGCACCUAGUGAGCCAGGGCCUGCAGGAGGGAGAGCGAGACUUCAAGGUGAAGGUGCGGUCCAUCCUCUGCUGCAUGCGCCAUGAGCCCAACUGGUCCCCCGAGGUGGUGGAGCUGUGUAAGAAGUACAGGCAUCAGACCGUGGUGGGCAUCGAUCUGGCUGGGGACGAGACCAUCGUGGGGAGCAGCCUCUUCCCUGGACACCUGAAGGCGUAUGAGGAGGCUGUGAAGAACGGCAUUCACCGCACAGUCCACGCCGGGGAGGUUGGCUCCGCAGAGGUGGUGAAAGAGGCUGUGGACAGGCUCCAUACGGAGCGGGUGGGACAUGGCUACCACACCGUGGAGGACGAGGCCCUGUACAAGAGGCUGCUGGAGACGGACAUGCACUUUGAGGUCUGCCCCUGGUCCAGCUACCUCACGGGCGCCUGGAACCCGGACACGGAGCAUGCAGUCGUUCGAUUCAAGAGGGACAAGGCUAACUACUCACUAAACACGGAUGACCCGCUCAUCUUCAAGUCCACCCUGGAAACUGAUUACAAGAUGACCAAAGAGAAGAUGGGCUUUACCGAAGAGGAGUUUAAGAGAUUGAAUAUCAAUGCGGCCAAGUCCAGUUUCCUCCCAGAAGGUGAAAAGAAGGAGCUACUGAAUCUGCUCUAUAAAGCCUAUGGGAUGCCACCUGCAGAGCAUCAACCGUGA
Messenger RNA from Pipistrellus nathusii (Nathusius's pipistrelle), 1083 nucleotides. Lineage: Eukaryota; Metazoa; Chordata; Mammalia; Chiroptera; Vespertilionidae. The record is from the annotation of a GenBank genome assembly.